Harpia harpyja (harpy eagle) is the source of this 13139-nucleotide messenger RNA. It is a transcript of the gene MUC2, whose product is annotated as mucin 2, oligomeric mucus/gel-forming. The coding region runs from base 1821 to 12908 and encodes 3695 amino acids. The record is from RefSeq and is a predicted model, not a curated record. Gene Ontology annotation, molecular function: protein binding. Gene Ontology annotation, cellular component: extracellular matrix. The transcript is spliced from 51 exons. Lineage: Eukaryota; Metazoa; Chordata; Aves; Accipitriformes; Accipitridae.
AACUGUGGUUUUAGAAUAGACUACCAGACCAUUAGUGGAUAUCACCAUUAUCUAGUGCUGGAAAUCAUUGCCUUUUAAUGGUGUAACCCACACUCAAUGGCACUUAAUACAUAGCAUAUACACUUAGCAAUGGAAAAAAUGGUGUAGAAGACAGCCAGCCAUAGUUGUCCAUGUCCAUAGCUGUCCAUAUUCAGUCCAUGAGAUGCAUCUGCAGACAUCCAAGGUCCUUAUAAGUGGUUAACAGAUCAUCACCAGAAGCUUACAGGUGAACUUGUUGACACUUUUGGGAAUGCAUCCCAUCCUGACUCUUGUUUUCCUUCUCUGUACCUUUUCUAGUUUUAAAAUAUGUUUCUUGGAAUGGACUGACCAGAAUGGGAGGUAAUUUUCUUUUAAAAUGUGGCUCCUCCAUGAAUGCAUGUAGAGUAUUACAGUGCUACUUUGUGUUUUGUUCUCUAUGCCUUUACUAACACUAUAUUAACAUUUUGACUGUCUGUGCUGGUUUUGGCUGGGGUAGAGUUAAUUUUCUUCAUAUUAGCUAGUAUGGGGCUAUUAUUUAGAUUUGUGCUGGAAACAGUGUUGAUAAUUCAGGGAUGUUUUUGUUAUUGCUGAGCAGUGCUUACACAGAGUCAAGGCCUUUUCUGCUUUUUAUACUGCCCUGCCAGUGAGUAGAUUAGGGGUGCACAAGAAGUUGGGAAGGGACACAGCUGAGACAGCUGACCCUAACUGACCAAAGGAAUAUCCCAGACCAUAUGAUGUCAUGCUCAGCAUAUAAAGCUGGGGGAAGAAGAAGGAAUGGGGAGGACGUUCAGAGUUACGGUGUUUGUCUUCCCAAGUAAGCAUUAUGCGUGAUGGAGCCCUGCUUUCCUGGAGAUGUCUGAACACCUGCCUGCUGAUGGGAAGUACCAAGUUAAUUCCUUGUUUUGCUUUGCUUGCAUGCACAGCUUUUGCUUUACUUAUUAAACUGUCUUUAUCUCAACCCAUGAGUUUUCACACUUUUACUCUUCUGGUUCUCUCCCCCAUCCCACCAGCGGGGGGAGUGAGCAAGUGGCUGUGUGGGGCUUAGUUGUCAGCUGGGGUUAAACUACGACAGUCCUUUUUGGCGCUUAACAUGGGGCGCAAAGUGUUCGAGAUAAUGACAAAUUUGAAUGGAAUGUGCUAAAUUGAAUUUAUAGCUGUAACUGCUGUUUAGCUAUUAAUUGGUAGGCUCUUAUGCUUGCCAUGGGGCUUGCUUGCCUUACUGUAUAUUAGAGUCUAGUGCUCGUUAGUGGCUGCUUUUUGCUUUCGCUGCUUGCUAUCUGCUCCUUUUUGGCACCCAGUGUGGGGCACAAACUGCUUAUUAUCUUACUCUGCUGUGCCUGGGAACAUCUUGAUAAUACCACUGGCUAUGUGCCUGGGCUGGCAGAUAGCCAGGGCAUCACUGCUGUUUCUGUGCUGCUGUACUGGACAGGCUGGAACUCCAGUGUGAACUCGAGUUGAAGGGACUGUGACCUGUGGAGGAGUUCUCACAGGAGCAGGACACCCCAAAGCAUCUGUGGCCAUGGAUAAGCUGAUGGCAGAGCAGGUACACCUCAAAGCGUCUGUGGCCGUGGUUAUGUCUGUGCUGCAACAGGUAUACCUCUGAAGGCAUUGUGGCCCAAGGAUAAGUCCAUGCUGGAGAAGGUACAUCUCAAAGCAUCUGUGGCUGUGGAUAAGUCCAUGCUGCAGCAGGUACACCUUGAAGCAUCAGUGGCUGUGCAUGAGGUCAUGCUGGAGCACCUCAAAGUGUGUGGCCAUGGAUAAGCCCAUGACAGAGCAGGUAGAGCCCUGGAGGGAGUGCAGCUAUGGGAAGGACAAGAAACCAUGGCCACUAUGUCUGCAGCACUUGGGGAAACAACCAUUUCAAAACUUUUGAUGGAGACAUCUAUCAAUUCCCUGGCAUUUGCGAGUAUAAUUUUGCUUCUGACUGCCAAGAAUCUUACAAGGAGUUCUCUGUCCACAUUCAGCGUGCUCUGAACAGCAAUAACCACCCUGAGAUCCAGUAUAUUCUGAUAACAAUCAAGGACUUUACUGUGUACCUCAGACCAAAACUGGCUGUAGUAGAUGGGCGGAUUGUGAAGACACCUUACUACAGCUCUGGUGUGCUCAUUGAGAGCAAUGACAUUUACACCAAGGUUUAUGCCAAAUUAGGCCUGAUUCUGAUAUGGAAUCAGGAAGAUGCACUGAUGGUGGAGCUGGACAGCAAAUUUAAUAACCAUACAUGUGGUCUCUGUGGCGAUUACAAUGGAGUUCCAAUCUACAAUGAGUUUAUCAAUGGAGGUGCAAGCUAUAAUUCAAUAACGUAUGGGAAUUUACAGAAGAUCAGCAAACCCAAUACCAAAUGUGAAGAUCCUGAUGAAACUCGGGCUCUUCCAAGCUGCAAUGGGCAUCGCAAUGAGUGUGAGAGGUUGCUGACUUCCUCUGCAUUUGCUGAUUGUCGGUUACGUCUUAAUUUGGAAACGUACAUCCAAGCCUGCAUGCAGGACAAGUGUGCGUGUAAUGGAAAUGAGGACUCCUUCUGCCUCUGCAGCACCAUCUCUGAGUAUUCUCGUCAGUGUUCGCAUGUGGGUGGCCGGCCUGGUGAAUGGAGGACACAGUACUUUUGCCCCAAGACCUGUCCUGAUACCAUGAUCUAUAGAGAAAGCAGCUCACCCUGCAUGGAUACUUGCUCACACUUGGAGAUCAGCAGCCUUUGUGAGGAACACUACAUGGAUGGUUGUUUCUGCCCUGAAGGAACUGUGUAUGAUGAUAUUACUGAAAAAGGUUGCAUACUUGCUAGCCAGUGCCACUGCAAACUCCAUGGAAAGGAGUAUUCACCUGGAGAAAGCAUUACCAAUGAAUGUGAAGAAUGCACCUGUGAUUCAGGCAGAUGGAUGUGCAAAGAUUUACCCUGUCCAGGCACAUGUUCAGUGGAAGGAGGUUCCCAUAUUACCACCUUUGAUGGGAAGAAAUACACCUUCCAUGGAGACUGCUACUAUGUGUUGGCCAAGGGUACUGUAAAUGACAGUCAUGCUCUCCUGGCAGAGCUGUCUCCCUGUGGCUCCACAGACAGGCAGACCUGUUUGAAGACUGUUGUGCUGUUAGUAGAUCACAAAAAAAAUGUGGUGGUUUUCAGAUCAGAUGGCAGUGUGUUACUGAAUGAGAUGACAGUGAACGUGCCCCAUGUGUCAGCCAGCUUCUCAGUAUUCAAGCCAUCUUCCUACUACCUUGUUGCACAAACUUCUUUUGGGUUUCAGCUGCAGAUUCAGUUGUUUCCAGUCAUGCAGCUGUUUGUGACUGUGGAUCAAUCAGUUCAAGGAAAACUUCAAGGUCUUUGUGGAAACUUUAACGGAAUGGAAGGUGAUGACUUUAAAACAACAAGUGGGCUGGUAGAAGCUACAGGAUCUGCCUUUGCUAACACAUGGAAAGCUCAGUCCACCUGUAUAGACCAGGUAGAAAAGCUGGAAGACCCCUGCAGUCUCAGCACCGAAAGUGCAAAUUAUGCUGAGCAUUGGUGUUCUUUGCUGAAAAACUCAGAGGGUCCUUUUGCAAGAUGUCACUUAAUCAUUGACCCUUCAGAAUAUUAUAAGAAAUGUAAAUAUGACACCUGCCUCUGCGAAGACAAUGAAGAAUGCUUGUGUGCUGCCCUGUCCUCUUACUCGAGAGCCUGUGCUUUCAAAGGGAUCAUACUGGGAGGCUGGAGAAAAAAUGUUUGCACUAGUGAAGUGUCUGCUUGCCCAGGAAAUCAAAUCUUCCUUUACAAUCUUACAAUGUGCCAGCAAACCUGUCGUUCCCUUGCUGAUGGUGAAAAGCAUUGCUUGCAAGACUUUCCUCCCAUGGAUGGCUGUGGCUGCCCAUAUAAUACAUACUUGGAUAACCAAGAUACCUGUGUGCCCAUCUCCAAGUGCCCAUGUUAUUACAAGGGAUCAUACCUGGAACCUGGGGAAUAUGUCACAAAAGAUGGAGAACGUUGUGUUUGCCGAAAUGCAAAGGUCCAGUGUACUUCAGUGACAAUAAAAAUUAAAAGUACAACAGAAUGUUCUUCUAAUAAGAUGUACUUUGACUGCAACGCAUCCCCAAAGUGGACUUCGCAAACGCCUCUACAGCUUAGCUGUCAUACUCCUCGAACUGAUCAUUUCCAGGCAGAGUGUGUCUCAGGCUGUGUGUGUCCUGAAGGUCUUUUUGAUGAUGGGAAAGGGGGCUGUGUUGAGGAGAAGGACUGCCCAUGCAUUCAUAACAACCAGUGGUAUUCUCCGGGACAGAAGAUAACAGUGGACUGCAACACCUGUACCUGCCAAAAAGGGCUUUGGAGCUGCACUGAAGAUGUGUGCUAUGGGACUUGUAUGAUAUAUGGAAGUGGCCAUUAUAUCACCUUUGAUGGAAAAUUCUAUGACUUUGAUGGGAGUUGUGAAUAUGUGGCUACUCAGGAUUUUUGUGGUGACAAAAAUUCCAGCGGCUCGUUCAGUAUCAUCACAGAGAAUGUCCCUUGUGGGACUACAGGGGUCACCUGCUCAAAGGCUAUUAAAAUGUUUCUAGGGAAAACUGAACUGAAAUUGGAGAACAAAGAUUAUAAAGAAAUUCAGCGAGAUAUUGGUGAUGAUGUGCGUUAUUGGAACAGGACAGUAGGCCUCUACCUUGUUAUUGAGGCUAGCAAUGGCGUGAUGCUUAUCUGGGAUAAGAAGACUACUGUUUUCAUCAAGCUGACCCCUGAUUACAAAGGCAAAGUGUGUGGUCUGUGUGGGAACUUUGAUGACAAGUCUAACAAUGACUUUACAACAAGGAGUGGGCUGCAGGAGACUAAUGCUCUGAAGUUUGGGAAUUCCUGGAAACAGUCUUCCAUGUGCCCAGAUAUCACACAAGAGAUUAAGCCCUGUGAUGUGAAACCACAUCGGAAGUCCUGGGCAGAGAAAGAAUGCAGCAUCAUCCGGAGUGAAGUCUUUAAAAUUUGUCACUCCAAGGUGGACCCGAUUCCUUUCUAUGAAGCCUGUGUUCAUGAUGCCUGCUCUUGUGACAGUGGUGGAGAUUGUGAGUGCUUCUGUUCUGCAGUUGCUGCAUACGCUCAAGAAUGUACCAAGGCUCAGGCCUGUGUUUUCUGGAGAACUCCUGAUAUAUGCCCGAUAUUUUGUGACUACUACAACCCUCGUAAUGAGUGUGACUGGCACUAUGAGCCUUGUGGCAGUAAUGUCACAACCUGCAGGAUGAUUAAUAAUGUCAGCACCAACUUUUCAGUACCAUACCUGGAAGGUUGCUACCCCAGAUGCCCUAAGGACAAACCUAUUUAUAAUGAAGAGACAAAGGAAUGUGUGCCUGAAGAUCAAUGUUGGUGUUACAUCAAUGGAACUCAUGUUCCCCCUGGAAGCGAAAUACCCACAGAAGAGAACUGUACAAAAUGUGUCUGUGGCCCCUCAGGAUCCAUACAGUGUACACCAAUCCCAGGGUGUCCUUGUGUCGUCAAUGGAACAAGUUAUGAAGUGGGUGAAAUUGUGGCACAAAUACAGGAUGGCAACAUAUGUAUAACAUACGUUUGUGCAGAAAAUGGUUCUAUAGUUGUUGGAAGUACUUACCCUUGUCCGACGUCUACUUCACCUACAACCACUUCAACCUCCUUUCCUACUAGUACUCUUACCACCACAGUUAUCACUACAAGCCCUCCAGUAACUACAACUCCAUGCUUUGGAUUAAUCUGUAAUUGGACUCAGUGGUUUGAUGUUAGUAAACCUGAAGAAGAUGGCGGUGACUAUGAAACCUAUGAUGCAAUAAGAAAAGAACAUGGAAACAAAAUAUGUGAAGCUCCUGAAGAUAUUGAAUGCAGGGCUAAAGAUAAUCCUGAUAUGAGCUUAGAGGAACUUGGCCAGAAAGUGGAGUGUAAUGUUACAUAUGGACUAAUCUGUAAAAAUGAGGAGCAAGAUGCGACUAUGUGGCAACUUUGCUAUAAUUAUGAAAUCAGGGUAAACUGUUGUGAGUGGAGUGAAAUUUCUUGUGAGACUACAAGUACACUGAGUCCAACACCAACUGCAACUUCAACCACCACCAGCACAACAGUACCCAUCACCACUACAGUCAGGCAGUCAACAGCAAUUACCACCAUGCCCAUUCCCACCCCAACUAUCACCAGCGAAUUCACACCAUCAGUCACCACCCCAGUAACUUCAACCUCUCCAGCCCCACCUUCGUCCACAACAAGAACAGUGUCCCCUCCACCCGUAUCAACAACCGCUCCCACGCCAACGCCAUCGGAGCCUCCCAGCAGCACCGCCACCACCACGAUGCCACCCAGAAGCACCACCAGCAGCACCCUGGGGACAACGACGAUGGUUCCUGGCACACCAGCACCCACCCCAACUACUGCAAGCACAUCCAUGCCCACACCAACAUACACCACCACCUCAUCACCUCCAGAUUGUGACUGCAUCUGGACGGACUGGAUUGAUGUGAGUUACCCAAAUAGUUCUGACAGAAACAGCGGUGACUACGAAACCUUUGAGAAUAUCCUGAAGAACGACUCCUCCUGGGUCUGUGCAAAAGCUGAGAAUAUUUCAUGCAGAGCACAGAAAUUCCCUCACAUUCCCAUUGCAGAUUUAGGGCAGAAGGUGGAAUGCAGUGUUAACACAGGGCUCAUCUGUAACAAUAGCGAUCAGGUCAUAGGAGGUAUAAUACCGAUGCCCGUCUGCCUCAAUUACGAGAUCAGUGUCUGCUGCAUCCCCAACAUACCGCAGUGUAUUACAAGUACCACCACGAGCACCACGACAGCCCCACCUUCGUCCACAACAAGAACAGUGUCCCCUCCACCCGUAUCAACAACCGCUCCCACGCCAACGCCAUCGGAGCCUCCCAGCAGCACCGCCACCACCACGAUGCCACCCAGAAGCACCACCAGCAGCACCCUGGGGACAACGACGAUGGUUCCUGGCACACCAGCACCCACCCCAACUACUGCAAGCACAUCCAUGCCCACACCAACAUACACCACCACCUCAUCACCUCCAGAUUGUGACUGCAUCUGGACAGACUGGAUUGAUGUGAGUUACCCAAAUAGUUCUGACAGAAACAGUGGUGACUACGAAACCUUUGAGAAUAUCCUGAAGAACGACUCCUCCUGGGUCUGUGCAAAAGCUGAGAAUAUUUCAUGCAGAGCACAGAAAUUCCCUCACAUUCCCAUUGCAGAUUUAGGGCAGAAGGUGGAAUGCAGUGUUAACACAGGGCUCAUCUGUAACAAUAGCGAUCAGGUCAUAGGAGGUAUAAUACCGAUGCCCGUCUGCCUCAAUUACGAGAUCAGUGUCUGCUGCAUCCCCAACAUACCGCAGUGUAUUACAAGUACCACCACGAGCACCACGACAGCCCCACCUUCGUCCACAACAAGAACAGUGUCCCCUCCACCCGUAUCAACAACCGCUCCCACGCCAACGCCAUCGGAGCCUCCCAGCAGCACCGCCACCACCACGAUGCCACCCAGAAGCACCACCAGCAGCACCCUGGGGACAACGACGAUGGUUCCUGGCACACCAGCACCCACCCCAACUACUGCAACCACGUUCACACCACCAACAAUAAUCACUAAAACCCCACUGCCUCCAUCUUCAGAAGCAAUAAAGGGUACAACACCUGAACCAAGAACACCGAUAAGUACCAUAGUUACUCCUUCAGCUACCCCACAGCCAACAACUAGAACAACGGAAAUACAAAGUAUAGUGUCCACUACAGGCACGACUAUACAACAGUCAAUAACAUCAGUGUCAACAAGCCCGGUGACAGUCAGCACGUCUGGAGUCACUGAAACAGGAUCAACCACCAAAACCACCACUUCAGGCCCCACACCCUCAGGACCCACUCCCCACAGCACCACAACAGUAAUGGAAACAAGUAGCCACGAGACCUCUACCACGGGGACUGGGAGCCCUCCGACAGGACCACCUAGCAGCACCACCAGCACCACAACCUCAGGACCAUCUUCCCCAAUGUCUACAGCCAGCACUACUGUAUCACCACCACCAGUGUCAACAAGCCCAGUGACAGUCAGCACGUCUGGAGUCACUGAAACAGGAUCAACCACCAAAACCACCACUUCGGGCCCCACACCCUCAGGACCCACUCCCCACAGCACCACAACAGUAAUGGAAACAAGUAGCCACGAGACCUCUACCACGGGGACUGGGAGCCCUCCGACAGGACCACCUAGCAGCACCACCAGCACCACAACCUCAGGCCCAUCCUCCCCAAUGUCUACAGCCAGCACUACUGUAUCACCACCACCAGUGUCAACAAGCCCGGUGACAGUCAGCACGUCUGGAGUCACUGAAACAGGAUCAACCACCAAAACCACCACUUCGGGCCCCACACCCUCAGGACCCACUCCCCACAGCACCACAACAGUAAUGGAAACAAGUAGCCACGAGACCUCUACCACGGGGACUGGGAGCCCUCCGACAGGACCACCUAGCAGCACCACCAGCACCACAACCUCAGGCCCAUCCUCCCCAAUGUCUACAGCCAGCACUACUGUAUCACCACCACCAGUGUCAACAAGCCCGGUGACAGUCAGCACGUCUGGAGUCACUGAAACAGGAUCAACCACCAAAACCACCACUUCGGGCCCCACACCCUCAGGACCCACUCCCCACAGCACCACAACAGUAAUGGAAACAAGUAGCCACGAGACCUCUACCACGGGGACUGGGAGCCCUCUGACAGGACCACCUAGCAGCACCACCAGCACCACAACCUCAGGCCCAUCCUCCCCAAUGUCUACAGCCAGCACUACUGUAUCACCACCACCAGUGUCAACAAGCCCAGUGACAGUCAGCACGUCUGGAGUCACUGAAACAGGAUCAACCACCAAAACCACCACUUCGGGCCCCACACCCUCAGGACCCACUCCCCACAGCACCACAACAGUAAUGGAAACAAGUAGCCACGAGACCUCUACCACGGGGACUGGGAGCCCUCCGACAGGACCACCUAGCAGCACCACCAGCACCACAACCUCAGGCCCAUCCUCCCCAAUGUCUACAGCCAGCACUACUGUAUCACCACCACCAGUGUCAACAAGCCCGGUGACAGUCAGCACGUCUGGAGUCACUGAAACAGGAUCAACCACCAAAACCACCACUUCGGGCCCCACACCCUCAGGACCCACUCCCCACAGCACCACAACAGUAAUGGAAACAAGUAGCCACGAGACCUCUACCACGGGGACUGGGAGCCCUCCGACAGGACCACCUAGCAGCACCACCAGCACCACAACCUCAGGCCCAUCCUCCCCAAUGUCUACAGCCAGCACUACUGUAUCACCACCACCAGUGUCAACAAGCCCGGUGACAGUCAGCACGUCUGGAGUCACUGAAACAGGAUCAACCACCAAAACCACCACUUCGGGCCCCACACCCUCAGGACCCACUCCCCACAGCACCACAACAGUAAUGGAAACAAGUAGCCACGAGACCUCUACCACGGGGACUGGGAGCCCUCCGACAGGACCACCUAGCAGCACCACCAGCACCACAACCUCAGGCCCAUCCUCCCCAAUGUCUACAGCCAGCACUACUGUAUCACCACCACCAGUGUCAACAAGCCCGGUGACAGUCAGCACGUCUGGAGUCACUGAAACAGGAUCAACCACCAAAACCACCACUUCGGGCCCCACACCCUCAGGACCGACUCCCCACAGCACCACAACAGUAAUGGAAACAAGUAGCCACGAGUCCUCUACCACGGGGACUGGGAGCCCUCCGACAGGACCACCUAGCAGCACCACCAGCACCACAACCUCAGGCCCAUCCUCCCCAAUGUCUACAGCCAGCACUACUGUAUCACCACCACCAGUGUCAACAAGCCCAGUGACAGUCAGCACGUCUGGAGUCACUGAAACAGGAUCAACCACCAAAACCACCACUUCGGGCCCCACACCCUCAGGACCCACUCCCCACAGCACCACAACAGUAAUGGAAACAAGUAGCCACGAGACCUCUACCACGGGGACUGGGAGCCCUCCGACAGGACCACCUAGCAGCACCACCAGCACCACAACCUCAGGCCCAUCCUCCCCAAUGUCUACAGCCAGCACUACUGUAUCACCACCACCAGUGUCAACAAGCCCAGUGACAGUCAGCACGUCUGGAGUCACUGAAACAGGAUCGACUACCAUUUCGGGCCCCACACCCUCAGGCCCCACUCCCGUAUCAGAAACUGGUAGCCCAAUGACAACCACUUCAACUCGCACUACUCCCACAAGAUCAACUGCCAUCACCACCACCAUGACUUCAGGACCAUCCUCCAUAGAGUCUGCUGCUACCACUACUGUAUCUCCGCCAUCAGUAUCAACCAGCAUCAUGCCGGUCACCACCUCUGGUACAACUCCAACUGAAUCUUUUACCACUACUUUAGGAACAACCUCUAGGAAUUUUACCACAAUUACUGCCACCACCAGCACCAGCACCUCUGAAUUUUUUUCCCCUGGCUCAACCAGUACUUCUGGGCCAACUGCAACAUCGAGUUCAGUCACUAUUACAGGAAGUUCUACUUACAGUACAGUUACUCCACUCAGUGCUUCAAGUUCAACUACAACUCCACCACCAACCACUCCUGGAAGAAAUUGUUCUGUUUUUCCUAAUGAAUCUUAUGCGCCAGGCGAGUCAUGGUGGAUCUGUGACUGCAUUAAGGCAAUAUGUAUAGAAGACAAUAUAAUCCAGGUGGUUCCCGUAAUCUGUAACCCACCUCCUAAACCUACAUGUGCUAAUGGGCUUUCUCCUGUGCAAGUCAUUGAUGAGGAUGGAUGCUGUUGGCACUGGGAGUGUGAUUGCUACUGCACUGGCUGGGGAGACCCACAUUACAUGACUUUUGAUGGACUAUACUACAGCUAUCAAGGGAAUUGUACAUACGUCCUUGUGGAAGAGAUUUAUAAGAAAGUUGACAACUUUGGUGUCUACAUUGAUAACUACCAUUGUGACACACGGGAUGUAGUCUCCUGUCCUCGAACACUCAUUGUGAGACAUGAGACUCAGGAAGUGCGCAUGGCAACAGUCAAACCAAAUACUCUACAAGUAGAGGUGACAGUAAACAAACAGGCAGUGGCUUUGCCUUAUAAAAAAUUUGGCUUGAGCAUCUAUGAGUCAGGCAUAAAUCGUGUAGUGGAAAUUCCUGAACUAAAAAUGAACGUGACCUACAAUGGCUUGUCCUUUUCUAUCAGAAUGCCCUACAGCCUGUUUGGCAACAACACUCAUGGACAGUGUGGUACUUGCAAUAACAACACGGCAGAUGACUGCAUGUUGCCGAAUGGAAAGAUUGCAGAAAACUGUGAAACCAUGGCAGAUCAUUGGCAAGUUGUUGAUCCCUCCAAACCACAGUGCUCCCCAGGCCUAAUUCCUACAAAAGCACCCAGCACAACUCCAACACAACCUUGCAAAGAAUCUUCCAUCUGUGAGCUUCUUUUGGGAAGUUUGUUUGAGCCGUGCCAUGGUUUUGUCCAGCCUGAAAAGUACUAUGCAGCCUGCGUUUUUGAUAGUUGUGUACUUCCCAACUUAGACCUGGAAUGCUCAAGUCUACAGACCUAUGCUGCCACCUGUGCUGAUCAAAGUGUAUGCAUUGACUGGAGAAGUCAUACCAAUGGUGUUUGCUCUUAUAAAUGCCCCUCAGAUAAAGAAUACAGAGCAUGUGGUCCUAUUAAAGAGAUAACCUGCAAAUCAAGUCAACAAAACGAAACUUCAACUAAACAAGUGGAAGGUUGUUUCUGUCCUAAUGGAACAAUGCUGUAUGACUCUGGAGUGGAUGUCUGUGUGAAAACCUGUGGCUGUGUUGGAGUGGAUAAAAUACCAAGAGAGUUUGGGGAAAAGUUUACAGUAGACUGUCAGGACUGUAUUUGCCUGGAAGGUGGAAAUGGCAUUGUAUGUGAGCCUCAUGAAUGUGCCAAACAAAAUAAGACCAGUUGUGAUGGAGAAGGCUUCUAUGAGGUCAAUGAAGUAAAUUCUGAAGACUCCUGCUGCCCCAUUGUCACCUGCAAAUGCAAUACAAGCUUGUGCACAAGUAAAGCCCCCAAGUGUACACUGGGAUUUGAAGUUCAUUCUCAUAUUCCCCGUGGUCAGUGCUGUCCUGUGUACCAGUGUGUUCCCAAGAGGGUUUGUGUACAUCAGAAUGCUGAGUUCUUGCCUAAUUCCUCAGUCUUUGUUGAUAAGUGUCAGAAUUGUUUCUGCACUAAUGAAGUUAACAUCAGCACUCAACUGAAUAUCAUCUCAUGUGAACAUAUUCCAUGCAACACAUAUUGUGAACCAGGAUAUGAACGUCAACCAGUGAAAGGUGAAUGUUGUGGAAGAUGUGUGCAGACUAAGUGUGUUAUACAUACAUCAGAUAAUUCUGACCUCAUCUUGAGUCCUGGAGAGUUUAAAAAUGAUCCUUACAACAAUUGCACCAUUUAUAGCUGUGUAAAUAUCCACAACCAGCUUAUCUCUUCCACAUCUGAGAUUACCUGCCCAGCAUUCAAUGAAGAGAGCUGCAAACCUGGAACUAUUACAUUCUUACCUAAUGGUUGUUGCAGAACCUGUGCACCUCUGGAUAGUCCCACACCCUGCUCUGUCCGUCAAAGAAAAGACUUUAUCAUCUAUAAGGGCUGCCAUUCUGUGGACAGAGUUGUCAUGACUGAAUGUGAAGGAACAUGUGGAACCUCCUCACUAUACUCUGCUGAGGCCAAUUCUAUGGACCACAGCUGUUCCUGCUGCAGGGAAUCAAGGACUACUGUGAGGGAAGUGGAACUGAAAUGCCCCACUGGGCAUUCAGUUUCACAUAAGUAUAUAUAUGUGGAAAGCUGCAGCUGUCAAGACACUGAAUGUAGCAGCUCACAAUCCAGUGAGUUGCAGAGCACAGAAGAAAAUGACAAGGCGAGCACUCUGAACCGUAUCAAGAGGGCCAUCAGCUUAACAGCAAAAUGAAGGGAAAAAAACCUAGCAACAUUCAACUAAAAGGACAAUUCUCAUCUUCCUUGACUACUUUUGAACUUUGUGUUUCCCCAUUACUGUACCCUGUUUGUUCUUCAAUUAUUUUUAACAGUGCUGUAUUUAUUUGUGCACAAAAUAAGAACACAAAUUUGUGUUCUUCCAAGUGCACAGCCUUUUGGGUCUUUUUAUAAUCAGCUUAUUUUCUCUGAAUGAUUAAAAGCACAU